This is a messenger RNA of Lacerta agilis (Sand lizard), 3732 nucleotides long. It is a transcript of the gene CDC25A, whose product is annotated as cell division cycle 25A. Gene Ontology annotation, biological process: positive regulation of G2/M transition of mitotic cell cycle; protein dephosphorylation; G2/M transition of mitotic cell cycle. The record is from RefSeq and is a predicted model, not a curated record. NCBI's taxonomy places the organism in Eukaryota, Metazoa, Chordata, Lepidosauria, Squamata, Lacertidae. The coding region runs from base 136 to 1695 and encodes 519 amino acids. The transcript has 15 exons. Gene Ontology annotation, molecular function: protein tyrosine phosphatase activity. Gene Ontology annotation, cellular component: nucleus; cytoplasm.
CUAUUUCGGUUUGCUCCGCGUUCUAGGCCGAGGCGACGUCGACGGCGGGGCUCAUUCCGCCUCACAGCGCUGAGGCGGCAAGGAGUAGGGGUGUUCGCUGCCGCCGGACUGACUGACUCCCUCCAGCCUCGCCUCAUGGAGCCCGGCGGCCUUGCCCCGCCGAGGCUCUCUCACCGCCGCCGCCUCCUCCUGCAGGACCAGCCGCGCUUACCCGCUCCGCAGGGUCUCGGAGGCCUCCCCGAACCCGCCGGCCUCGCUCGCAACGCCGACCGCCGGAGGAGCCUGGGCUGCAGCGGCUCAAGUGAAAAUUGUGUACAAACGUUGGAAGAGAAGAAUGUCAAUCUGCAAAGGACGUCAUCUUCUGAAUCUACAGAUUCAGGUUGCUGUAUGGAUUCUCCUACCCAGCUCGGCAUGAAAAACCUUGAUGAAAUUUUUAGAGUACCCAUGCGAAGAAUGCAUUCCCUCCCGCAGAGCCUUUUGGGAUGCAGUCCUGCUCUGAAGAGGAGCCACUUAGAUUUCCUCAGUUGUGAUGUCUUCCAGGAAUGUGGCCCUGAGGAGAACAAAGAGAAUGAGCCAUUUGAAUUCAAAAAGCCAACAAACCCUGCUUCUCGUACCUGUCUGCGUACCUCUUCCCUUGAAGAUGAAGGGUUGAGGCAGGAGCCCGCCACAACACUUUUGUUUCAUAGUGGAAAAGUUGACAACUAUCAAGAAAGCUUCAGUCCAGCAUUUCUGAGGCCGCUGUCUCGAGGGGCCUCGGAAACUGAGGAAGAUGACGAUGAUGAUGGAUUCUUAGAGAUAAUGGAUGGUCCAGAUGUCUGUAGUGAUGGUGAGAUGCCCUCUGAUGUGGCCAGCCUUUGGACAGCUCCUCUAGUCAUGAAGAAAGGGGAGGAUGCCCAUAAUAAACAGUGCAGGUUGCUGGGCAUGGAAGGCGAGCCAUACAGCAUGGCCAAAGCUGCCCUGAAGAGAACAGGGCUAUCCCCAGAAGAGAACUCUCCAUAUUUCAUCAAGAGGAAAAGAAACGUCUGCAAGGCAUCUCCUGAAGAACUAACGAGCCUGGUGCUGAUUGACCCAAACUCAUUGUUGUCCUCAACGGAAAUAGAGAGCAUUUUGGACAAUGACGCAAGGGAUCUUAUUGGAGAUUUUUCAAAGGGUUACCUUUUCCAUACUGUAGACGGGAAGCAUCAAGAUCUGAAGUAUAUUGACCCAGAAAUGAUUGUUGACGUGUUGAAUGGCAAGUUUUCAAACUUCAUUAAGGAGUGUGUGAUAAUUGACUGCCGAUAUCCCUAUGAAUAUGAAGGAGGCCACAUCAAGAGUGCUGUAAACCUUCACAUGGAAGAGGACGUGGAGGACUUUUUGCUGAAGAAGCCCAUCGUGUCAUCAGACGGCAAACGAGUCAUCAUCAUUUUCCACUGCGAGUUCUCUUCAGAGCGGGCCCCGCGAAUGUGCCGAUUUGUGAGGGAGAGAGACCGACUUGGCAACAGCUACCCCACUUUGCAUUAUCCUGAACUGUAUGUUCUAAAGGGGGGAUACAAGGAUUUCUUCUUAAAAUGCAAGAGCUACUGUGAGCCCCAAGCCUAUCGCCCGAUGCACCACGAAGACUUCAAGGAAGACCUGCGCAAAUGCCGCACGAAGAGCAGGACCUGGGCUGGUGAGAAGAGCAAAAGGGAACACUACAGUCGCCUGAAGAAGCUCUGAGAGCCGCAAGAAGGGCAGCCAGAUUUUGCCUGCCUGCCCUGUGAGUGAAAGCGGGGACACAUUAACUUCUCCAUGUGCCAUGCAGGAGUUGUUCACUCCUAGCAUGGGCUUUGCUUCACUGUCUACUGAAUCACUUCAUGCAAGACCAAGCGGAGUCCUUGGACCGUCAUAUUGCAGCCAUGAACCCUUCAAGCAUUUCCUUUCUGUCCGUGAAUCUAGGGUUCCCCCGUAUGCUUCUGAAGACAAUCCAUUUAAACAUUGUGUAUACAGGAAUCAGGGUAGCAUAUAACUGGCAAGCAGAGUGUUGAUCAUGAGAUUUUAAUGUCGAUUUUAAAAAUUGUGCCUUUUUAUGUUAGUACAGCCAGAUGAAGCUAAUAUACCUGUGACUGGGUUUCCCGGGUUGUGUCAUGGCCCUAAUUUUGUACGAGGGGCAAUGAGCAGGGAGGUUUCUUUUGAGACCUGACCCCACCCUCUGAGCCACAGCUCUGAUCUUGCCAGCAUUCUCUUACCACACAGGAGUACAUGUGGCGGAGGGGUGUUGGAAGUAUUUUCGUGGAACUUGCAUAGGCUUCCUGUAAUGAAGUAUUUAUCUGCUGCCAAAGAGGAAGCUGUUUUAUCAUGUUCUAACUUAUUCUUCAACCUUGUCGUCACCUUAAAGUUAGUUGCUUUUUAAUGCGUAGAUGUGACAUUUUACAUGUGCUGUAGUGUUUCAGGCGACGCCUGGAGUGACCCUGGUGCCAAAACAGCUUGUCAGUGUUCAAAUGCAAACUACCACCCCUGCAUAUGUACAAUCACACACCCUGUGUGUUCGGCUGUGAUUGUGGCAUACUCCUAGGGCAGCCUCAACCUCAUGCCCUCCAGAUAUUUUGGGACAGGUGACUGUUACAGUUCAAAACAUCUGGUGGGCACCAGGUGGGCGAAAGCUGACUUAGAAGGUAAAUCUGGCCUGGAUAGAUCAUGCUGUGUGUUUCUCCUUCCCCCAUUUAUCCCCAACAGAGGUUUGCUAACCCUUUUAAAGAAUUUGGCUCCCAUGAUGGACCGAGUCUUCAUCCACCCAGUGAGGAAUCAAUGGCUUUCCUCUUUUAGUGCGUAAGUUACACGGCUGUUUGAGGAGUGUUGGCCAAAACAAAUUCCAAGCUGCCUUAAUUUUCUCCAGCUAUCAGUGUAAACCCUGGGGGCAGAAGGAGCUGCAGUAGCUCAGAGACUAUGAUGUACCUGGCCAGAAAGUAUUACAAGCCAGCUUACUUCUAAACAUUUGGGGUAGAACAGGUGUUUUUUUAGGGGCAAUUACUAUUGCAAGCUAUACUUUUCCGUAAUUGUGUUUUGGUCUUUGAAACAAGCCUUCAAAUGUAAGAAAUCAGUCAGUGGCUAAACUCAACCACGAGGCUGGGACGUUUUCUGCUUCAUAUUUGUGCAGAUGUUUGGUUUUUGGCGGUGUUGUUCCAUAUGCUCAAACCCUCUGAGCUGUGAUGCAAUUCCGUGUCUGCAUCACAUCUGAAAUACCACCCCCUAGUUAGUUUACUCUUGUUAAUUGGCCUCUGUGCAGGUGAUUAGCAGGUACCUCCAAACCAGGGUGGGAUUAGGAGGCUGACUUCAAUGCAAGCCAGUCCUUCCAUUCUGUGGUGAGGAAGGCUGCAGUCUUCAAUCCGAGGUGGUGCUUGAAUGGGGUGAAUUGCCGCAGUGGACAUCCAGGCUUUUGCCCUUUCUGUGACAGGGACCAGCAGUCUGCCAGACCAUUCUACUGUUUCCUUGCUGGCUGCUUCCUGUGAACAUUCCCAAAAGUGUUUAUUCCACCUCCCCAAAGCAGACUUCCUGGUAUUUGGAUAUGUAUUGUUUGUUCAAGUUGCUGUUUGUCUUUUUAAUUUGACAUUUGCACAUAAUUCAUUUAAGGGUAGGAAAAACAGUGUGCUUUUUAAUGUAUUGUGAAUUUUUUUUUUUGGAAGGGUGACGGGGACAUUUUAAAUGACACUGGUCCUAAUAAGGGCCUUGGCUGAAACCACCUGCUUCUGUGGCCUCGGGAAAUAAAAUGCCCAAUAC